AUGUCUCCCGAACGCCCACGCCACCACCAACGCCGCCCGACCUACCCUCUCGCCCAUGCCACGCGGCAGAAACCCCGCCGCAUCCCACUCGUUCUCCGCGUCUCAAAAGGCUCCGUCCACGCCUCCAUCGCCGUCCCCGUCCUCCUGCACUCCCUCUUCACGGUGCUAAUCGUCUACCUCGACCGCCACGUCGGCAACAUCGGGCUGCCGGCGCUCAUCAUCCCCUCGCUGUCCAUCGUGGUGGGGCUGAUGCUCGUGUUCCGCAACAGCACGAGCUACGACCGGUUCUGGUCGGGCCGGAACUGCUUGACGACGAUCGGCACGUGCGUGCGGAACCUCACGCGGAGUUUCCUGGUCAGCGCGACGCCGAAGCCGGGCGAGGUGCUGGCGGAGGCGGAGCGCGAGGAUGUGGAGAAGACGGUGUGUGUGCUGGUCGCGGUGUUGUAUGCGGUGAAGCAUAAUCUGCGCGCGGAGUAUAACAUCCCGCCCGCGUCUACGCUCAACGGGGAUGGCGCGGGUGCUGGGGAGGGCGAGGUGGAGCAGGGGAUCACGGCGGCGAAGGCGGAGUAUAUCUCGCUGCUGCCGGAUCACCUGGUUGGGUUCGAGGACCAGGGGCUCAGUCUGCCGCUGCAGCUGACGGUGCUGGUCGAGGCGUAUAUCCGGCGCGCGUUUGAGCGGGGGUGGGUGCAUGGGCCGCAGGCGAGCCAGCUCACGGUGCAGGUGAAUACGCUCGUGGAUGCGUAUGGGAGGAUGGAGACGAUUCGGAGUACGCCGAUGCCGGUGGCGCAUUUGAUUCAUCAGAAACAGGUGCUUGCUCUCUUCAAUUGCGUCCUUCCCUUCGCUACGGUCGAUGACUUUGGGUGGUGGGCUGUGCCGAUUGUUGCGAUUGUCGCAUUCACACUGUAUGGGAUUGAGGGGAUAGGGGUUCAACUCGAAGACCCGUUUGGAUAUGACAAGAACGAUAUCAAGAUGGAUGGGAUUAUUGAAGAUACGAGACGGGAGGUUAUGGUGCUUCUUGAUGCGUGGAAGGCGAAGAGGAGUGGAAGCGGUAUGCAUGGGGGGAUGUUUGAGUAA
This is a messenger RNA of Mytilinidion resinicola, 1074 nucleotides long. RefSeq names its product UPF0187-domain-containing protein. The coding region runs from base 1 to 1074 and encodes 357 amino acids. The record is from RefSeq and is a predicted model, not a curated record. Lineage: Eukaryota; Fungi; Ascomycota; Dothideomycetes; Mytilinidiales; Mytilinidiaceae. The transcript is spliced from 3 exons. Gene Ontology annotation, molecular function: chloride channel activity.